Molecule: messenger RNA, 2471 nt
Organism: Bemisia tabaci
Lineage: Eukaryota; Metazoa; Arthropoda; Insecta; Hemiptera; Aleyrodidae
Product: peptide transporter family 1
Biological process (GO): oligopeptide transport; transmembrane transport
Cellular component (GO): membrane
Molecular function (GO): transmembrane transporter activity
Source: RefSeq, a predicted model, not a curated record
AUAUAAAAUUCGUUAAUUGCUAUCCGUAGUGCUCGGAUGUAAAAAGAGCAUGUCCCUCCACAAACGUGUUCGGAAUUUCGACGCCGAAGGAAUAGAAAACGAUCAUUUUUGCGGUAUUUGUGUUAGUUUUGAAAAAUAAUAAUAUCAAGAUUUUCUUCUCUAAUUAAUUUCUAAAUUGAUGUUUUGCAUAACUGUACAUUUCAUACGUUUUAAAAAAUUUCUGUAUAGUUUGGCUCUGAUAUUUUUUUGUUUUAUUCUUUGUAAGAACUAGAAAUAAAUAUAUUUGUGUUAGUUGCACCGGUCUUCAAAUUUUAACAUGACUGCAGCAGACGCUCAAGUGGAGAGCGUCACACAGCCGCUAAAGUAUCCGAAGUCCGUUUUCUUCAUCAUCGGGAAUGAGCUCUGUGAGGGUUAUUCAUAUUAUGGAAUGAGAGUCAUUUUGGUCCUCUAUCUGCGGAACGCUUUAAGUUACUCAGAGAAUGACGCUAUCACAAUUUACCACAUAUUUUGUUUCUUUCGCUAUCUGCUCCCAGUAUUUGGUGCAAUCUUGGCGGAUGUCUACAUAGGGAAGUAUAAAACUAUUAUAUUUUCAUCAACAGUGCACGCAACAGGAACCGUGAUCAUAGCACUCGCGGCAACGCCAUGGAUUAUCUCUUCCAGAGUAUUCUCUCUAUCUGGACUAACCUUGGCGGCGAUAGGGUCUGGUCUGCUGAGACCGUGCGUGAAUCCUUUCGGCGGGGAGCAGUUCGUUCUGCCGCAACAAGCAAAGCAACUGGCCAACUUCUUCGCAAUUUUUUAUUUCAUGAUCAACGUGGCGGCACUCACAGCUUGCAUUACGACCCCUAUCCUACGCCAGGACUUCAAAUGCUUCGGUCAAGAGUCCUGCUGGCCGCUCGCCUUUGGGGUUCCAGCUUUACUCACGUUCAUAGCUCUCGGAUUAUUUGUGUCGGGGAAACCUUGGUAUAGGAUGCAACAACCGAAAGGGAAUGUUCUUUUAGACACGAUGAAGUGUAUUUCGUAUGCUUUACGAAAAAAACUUUCAUCGAGCGAUGUGACAGAAAAACCAUCUCAUUGGCUGGAAUACGCUAAAGACAAAUUCGACCAACAAUUAUUGAAAGACAUUCGAGAAGUAUUCCGAGUGGUUCCGAUGUACAUCCCAGUACCUAUUUACUGGGCUCUUGCUAACCAACAGGGAUCCACGUGGGUUUUCCAAGCCUCAAAAAUGGACGGAGCUGUUGGUAACUGGUUUGUCAUCAAACCGGACCAGUUGGGAACCCUGAACCCCCUGUUAUGCAUCCUCUUCAUCCCGUUGUUCCAAUGGUGUGUGUAUCCAGCACUGGCCAAAAUUGGCAUCAAGCGACCACUCCAAUUCAUCAACAUCGGAGCAGCGCUGUGCGCACUUGCGUUCCUCAUUUCAAGCUAUGUCGAAUACAAACUCGAGCCAUCAUAUGCACAACUUCCUGCUCCGGGACAAGGACAGCUAAGGAUUUUCAACGGUUUUCCAUGUCAGGUUGAACUAGACCCUCCCAUAUCCGGACGUAACUUCAUUCCGCCACUUGGAUCGCUCCAGUUGACAGACAUCCCGGUGAAUGGAACUCGAUCAAUGAGCGAAACAUUUGUGUUAAAUUCAGGACUGCCCUGCGGAAAAAUUCCUUUACUCAAAAACUGGACCACAGAUUUUCAAAUUUUUGAGGAGCAGAGUACAUCAUACGUUCUAUCUAAUCGCGAUGGAGCUGCCGAAGUUCAAAGAGUUCCUGGCUUUGACGAGGUUUCAAAAUCUUUGACCAACAUGCCUAGACUCAGAGUGAUUUACAACAUAGCUGGAACUCUAGUCUUGAAGAAUCAGUACGAUGAUGAAUUUAAAUUCCAGCUUCAAGCAGAUGAUUUGGUCACGGAGUUACUGGAGGUUUACUCUGGCAGGUAUCGAGUAUCAUUUCAAAAUGAGGAAAUUCUAUCUGAUACUUUAGUCGAAAGUGGUGGGAUCUAUACACUGGUGGUCCAAAAAGUUGACUCGAAAAUUGUUGGCAAUCUGCAUGUAAUUACUUCUCCAGCAACGUUGCACAUAUUCUGGGCAAUACCUCAAAUUGUUGUCAUAUCGGUGGCUGAGAUAUUCCUCAGCGUCACUUACAUAUCUUUCACCUUUACACAGGCUCCGGACAGGAUGAAAUCGAUCAUGUCCUCCGUUCUGAAUAUGAGUGUCUCCCUAGCCGACGUCCUUGUUGUCUUCAUCUCAGCAGCUAAAUUUUUCAAGAGCCGGACGCAUCAGUUUUUGUUUUUCACCGGGCUCAUGGUUUUCGAUGUGAUUUUGCUUCUCAUAUUGUCCGUGCGUUAUAAAUACAGGGAGACGAAUUGUUCAGAUGACCAUUUACCUUCAGAGGCGGAUGUACAAUCAGGACAAACGACCAAAGGUGAUAGUAACAUGUGCAGUACUCAAGAUGGAUAAAUAAAUAAUAUUAUUUUAAAAAAUUGAA